Molecule: messenger RNA, 3646 nt
Organism: Peromyscus californicus insignis
Lineage: Eukaryota; Metazoa; Chordata; Mammalia; Rodentia; Cricetidae
Product: vomeronasal type-2 receptor 116-like
Exons: 12
Coding region: 440-3646 (1068 amino acids)
Biological process (GO): G protein-coupled receptor signaling pathway
Cellular component (GO): membrane
Molecular function (GO): G protein-coupled receptor activity
Source: RefSeq, a predicted model, not a curated record
CCUGGAUUCAGAAAAUCCCCCCAGGAGGGCAAGGCGAUCUGUUGCCAUGACUGUAUUCCUUGUCCAGACAAUGAGAUUUCCAAUGAGACAGGUUCAAGUUGAAGAACUACCAGUGUUCUUUGGCCUUCAUCUUUGCCAUUGAGGAGAUCAACAGGAACCCUCAUCUUUUACCCAACACAUCUCUAGGAUUGUGGAAUCUCUAUUAUGUUGAUCAAUAUGAAUGGGAUUUUCUCAGGGAAGCUUUUCUUUGGCUCACAGAAAUGGGAAUCAAAAUUCCUAAUUACACAUGCAGAAGGGAGAACAGAGCUGCUGCUCUACUUACAGGAACAUCACAAGAAACAACUAGCCAUAUUGGGAGACUGCUAAAUCUCUACAAAUAUCCACAGGUCAUUGUCUAUUCAAUGCUUCUUUGGAAUUAUUUCCUUCAAAUCUGUGGAAAAUGGAAAUGACUGAAGAGGCUUACAACAUAUAUAAUUCUGUGUAUGAUGUGGCUCACAGUCUCCAUGAGAUGACUGUCAAACAAGUACAAAUUCAGUCUUAUAGGAAUGAAGAGUGGAAUGCCCACCCCUGGAAGCUUCUCCCUUUUCUCAAGCAAAUCAAUUUCAUAAAUAGUGUUGGACACCACGUGGUUUUGGAUUCACAAAUGAAAUUAGAGGAAAAGUAUGAUAUUCUCAAUGUCUGGAAUUUUCCAACUGGUCUCAGACAAAAUAUGAAAGUUGGAACAUUUUCUCCAAAAGCUCCGCAGAGUCAACAACUGUUUCUGUCUGAUCAUAUGAUACAGUGGGCCACAGGAUUUACAGAGGUGCAAGAGGUUAUUGUGUCUGUGGGAGCUGCCUUUGGUCCAAUCUGUCCUUGCUGUGCUUGUGUCUCAGAGGGCCACUCUUGGUCCAACCAGACCUCUUGGUCUAAUUGGAGCUCUCGGUCCAGUCAGAGCUGGUGGAUUCUGUGUCUCAGGGAGCCAUUGUGGUCACAGGGGAAUGGCUUCCUCGCUCUGCGUGCAGUGAGAGCUGUGGUCCUGGAUUCAGAAAAUCCCCCCAGGAAGGCAAGGCUGCCUGCUGCUAUGAUUGUACUCCUUGUCCAGAUAAUGAGAUUUCCAAUGAGACAGACUCUUGUUCCUUUGUCCUCCUUGGAUGAUUUUUUGUGCAAGUUAAAAGCACUAAGUCCUUUGCAUAGUGAUGGAAACAUGGUGAUUGCUGCCCUUGUUCCUCUUUUCCAUUAUUAUCUCAGGAAAACAGAUGAUCUUAGAGGUGAAGAUAUGCGUGAUCUCUGGUUCAAGUGGAGGAGCUACCAGUUUUCUUUGGCCUUCAUAUUUGCCGUUGAGGAGAUCAAUAAGAAUACUCACAUUUUACCCAACACAUCUCUAGGAUUUGAUCUCUAUCAUGUCCCAAGCAAUCAAUGGCAUAUUCUCCAGGAAGCUUUUACUUGCCUCACAGGAGCUAGAAUAAUCAUUCCGAAUUACACAUGUAGAGGACAGAAGAAGGCUGCUGCUUUACUUACAGGAACAUCAUGGGCAACCUCUGCACAUAUUGGGAGACUGCUCAAUCUCUACAAAUAUCCACAGAUUAAUUUUGGGCCAUUUGACACUAUGCUAAGUGACAGAGCCCAAUUCACUUCUCUCUACCAGACUGCACCCAAGGACACAUCUCUGUCACAAGGCAUUGUCAUUUUGAUGGUUCAUUUCAACUGGACCUGGGUGGGACUGGUUCUCAUAGAUGACCACAAUGGGGCUGAGAUUCUCUCAGACCUGAGAGGAGAGAUGGACAGGAACAGAGUGUGCAUAGCUUUUGUAGAAAUGAUUCAGGACAACUUGAUUUCCUCUGACGACUUUUCCAGAACAACUUACCUGAAGAUUCUGAAAUCAUCUGCAAAUGUGGUUUUCAUUUAUGGUGACACCGAAUCUUCACAUGGUAUAAUCAUAAAUACAGGGAUACGUUUAAUGAAUGGGAAAGUUUGGAUCAUGAGGUCACAAUGGGAUUCAACUACUGAUUUUGAGUAUUUCAUAUUUGAUUCAUUCCAUGGGAGUCUCAUUUUUGCACACCACCGUGUUGAGAUUUCUGAUUUUAGGAAGUUUGUCCAGACAUACAACCCUUCCAAAUACCCAGAAGAUGGUUAUCUUGCUGUUUUGUGGAACACAUACUUCAAUUGUCCUUUUUCUGGACCUGAUUGUAAAAUUUUGAGUAGCUGUCUACCCAAUGUUUCCUUGGAAAUGUUGCCUAAAAAUGUUUGGGAAAUGGAUAUGACUGAAGAGAGUUACACUGUAUAUAAUUCUGUGUAUGCUGUGGCUCACAGUCUCCAUGAGAUGACACUCAAACAAGUACAAAUUCAGCCCCAUGGAAAUGGGGAGAUACAUAACUUCCCUUGGGAGCUUCACCCUUUUCUCAAGAAUGUCCAUUUAAAAAAUGGUGCUGGAAAGCUUGUGGUUUUGGAUUCACAAAGGAAAUUAGAUGCAGAAUAUGAUAUUCUCAACUUCUGGAAUUUUCCAGAUGGUCUCAGACAAAAGAUGAAAGUUGGAACAUUUUCUCCAAAAGCUCCACAGGGCCAAGAACUGUUUCUGUGUGACCAUAUGAUACAGUGGGCUAUAGGAUUUACAGAGCUUCCCCGCUCUGUGUGCAGUGAGAGCUGUGUUCCUGGAUUCAGAAAAUCCUCUCAGGAGGGGAAAGCUGCCUGCUGCUAUGAUUGUACUCGUUGUCCAGACAAUGAGAUUGCCAAUGAGACAGAUAUGGAUCAUUGUGUGAGGUGUCCAGAAAGUCAUUAUGCAAACACAGAGCAGAACCACUGUCUCCAGAAAGCAGUGACCUUUCUGUCCUAUGAAGACCCUUUGGGGAUGGCACUCAUCUGCUUGGCUUUGGGCUUCUCUUCACUAACAGCUGUUGUUUUGGUGGUCUUUGUGAAGCACCACCACACCCCCAUCGUCAAGGCCAAUAACCAGGCUCUCACUUACAUCUUGCUCAUCACUCUGACCUUCUGUUUUCUCUGUCCAUUGCUAUUCAUUGGUCAUCCCAACACAGCCACCUGUAUCCUGCAGCAGAGCACAUUUGCAGUUCUAUUCACUGUGGCUCUCUCCACAGUCUUGGCCAAAACUAUUACUGUGGUUCUGGCUUUCAAGGUCACAGUUCCAGACAGACUGACAAGGUGGUUAAUGAUAUCAAGGGCCCCUAACCUCAUCAUUCCCAUCUGCACCCUCAUCCAAAUUGUGCUCUGUGGAAUUUGGCUGAGCACCUCUCCUCCAUUUAUUGACUCAGAUGCUUACACUGAACAUGGCUACAUAAUUAUUAUAUGCAACAAGGGCUCCACUAUUGCCUUCCAUUCUGUCCUGGCAUACCUCUGCUCCAUGGCACUUGGAAGCUACACUUUGGCUUACCUGUCCAGGAACCUGCCUGACACAUUCAAUGAAGCCAAGUUCAUCACUUUCAGCAUGUUGGUGUUCUUCAGUGUGUGGGUCACCUUCCUGCCUGUCUACCACAGCACCAAGGGGAAACACAUGGUGGCCAUGGAAGUCUUCUCUAUCCUGGCUUCCAGUGCAGGCCUCCUAGGCUGCAUCUUUUUCCCCAAGUGCUAUAUUAUUUUGUUAAGAUCACAUAGGAAUGUGCUUUCUCAUGUCAGGAACAAAGCAUAUUCUAGAGAAAAAGUCAAUCUUACAGCUUAG